GUUAAUUCUCAGAGUGAAAAAAAAAAGAACUAUUACACGAUUUUUAACUACUACUUCAACUUCUCUGUGUAACGAAAACAACGUGAAAACCAUAAAAUGGAUCGAGUUGUGAAACCUAAAACCAAAGUGGGAAAACGUGCUUUAGAAAAAAAAGAACCCAAACUCAUUGAAAAUGAUAAGAAAACCAUCUUUGUACGUGGUACGAAUGCAAAUAGUAUUGUUCUUCAAGCCAUGAAAGACUUUGCUGCUCUCAAAAAACCACAUUGUGUCUUUUAUAACAGGAAGAAUGAAAUGAAACCAAUGGAAGAUCCAACGUCUUUGGAAUUCUUCUGUCAGAGAAGUGAUGCAUCUUUAUUUAUGUUUGGUUCACAUAACAAGAAGAGACCAAAUAAUCUUAUUGCUGGUCGAGUGUUUGAUUCGCAUAUCCUGGAUAUGUUUGAAUUGGGAAUUGAAGAUUUUAAAUCUCUGAAAGAUUAUAAGACUGCAAAAAUCGCAAGUGGCUGUAAGCCAAUGCUUUUGUUUACAGAAGGCUUUGAGGAUCAGCCUGAGUAUGAAAGAUUGAAGAAUUUUUUUAUAGACUUCUUUCGAGGACCUGUUGUUGAAUAUAUAAAUCUCCAGGGCUUAGAACAUUUACUAGUAUUUUCAGUUGUAAACGGAAAAAUACUGUUUAGAAGUUAUCGAGUUUCUCUGAAGAAAUCCGAUACCAAAUCUCCCAAUGUUGAAUUAGAAGAAAUCGGACCACAUAUGAACUUUACUCUUCGUAGAAACAAAUUAGCAUCCGAAGAUCUAUUCAAACGAGCUUGUAAAAAGCCUAAACAACUAAAGCCCAAGAAAGUAAAGAAUGUAAAGAAAGAUGUCUUUGGAUCAACUCAUGGCCGCAUUCAUAUGGAAAGACAAGAUUAUUCCAAGUUACAGACAAGGAAAAUGAAAGGUUUGAAAAAGAGGAAAUUCGAAAAGAAGCUUCUAAAGAAGGACUUAUCUGAACCUGCUGUUAAAAAACCAAAAGUUGAAACAACAGAUGCUAGGGAAACAAAUGAAGAAUCAGCAACGAACUGAAAAUCUUUUUCUGUAAGAUUAUUGUGUAAAAUAGUUUUAUAUGAAAUAAAAAAGUGUACAGAAAAUAUUA
This is a messenger RNA of Stegodyphus dumicola, 1126 nucleotides long. It is a transcript of the gene Non3, whose product is annotated as Ribosome production factor 2-like protein Non3. Gene Ontology annotation, molecular function: rRNA binding. Gene Ontology annotation, biological process: maturation of LSU-rRNA from tricistronic rRNA transcript (SSU-rRNA, 5.8S rRNA, LSU-rRNA); ribosomal large subunit assembly. Gene Ontology annotation, cellular component: nucleolus. Lineage: Eukaryota; Metazoa; Arthropoda; Arachnida; Araneae; Eresidae. The record is from RefSeq and is a predicted model, not a curated record.